AGAAAGAACAACAAAAAGGAGUGUUUGUUGUAAAUAAAACAAUAUCAAUGAUUUUUUAAUCAGCAUUUAUUGGAGUCUCCGUAAGGACGUAAUAUUAUACUCAGAUCAAAAUUUAUCAACGUUAGAGAUUUAGACAUAAGAUAUAGCUAAAAGUUCACAUAAAAAAAUGAAGCACUUGAAAAUACUCUCAAUAUUCAUAAUCAUUACAACGACAACAUGGAAUGUUGGAUGUGAAAUGUUCACAGCAGUAACUGAUAUGGAAGGAGUGCUAGAGACUGAAAGUGUAUUGAUAAAUAAUUUAGAAGGUUACAUAAAAGCACAGGAAGAAAAAUUAGAUUUUUUAAGAAAGAAAGUGCUGGAAUACCAAAGAGAACAUGAUUCAGCAGCAAAUGAUGUUUCAGAAUAUCUACUUAAUCCAAUCAAUGCAUACUUAUUAACAAAAAGAUUGACAACUGAUUGGCGGGAAGUAGAACGUGUAAUGACACUUGAUGUUGGAUCGCAAUUCGUUCAAAAUGUCUCUGACUACAGAAACAUAAUGAAGUUCCCAACUGAUGAGGAUCUGGCAGGUGCAGCAAGUGCAUUGAUUCGUCUUCAAGAUACAUAUGGCAUGAAAACGGAGGAAAUUGCACGUGGUAAAUUGAAUGGAGUUCAAUUUAGUAUUGAGAUGUCGAGUGAAGAUUGCUUUGAAAUUGGCAGACAAUCUUACAUCAAUAGUGAUUUUCGUCAUACGAUUUUAUGGAUGAAUGAAGCAUUAAAUCGUCUCAAUAAUGAUUCCAAUCUGAAUCGAGCGGAUGUUCUUGAGUAUCUAGCAUUUUCUACAUUUAAAGAGGGCAGAGUAAGAGAUGCAUUAGAGAUGACGCAUGAACUACUUGAAUUAGCACCAGACCAUAGACGUGCUCUUGGCAAUAAGAACUAUUAUGAGAAAGAAUUGAUGAAAUUAAAUCUGAAAUCAGAGCUUCGCGGUGAUGAUGGAACGAAUGAUGUCCCAGUUGAUGACUCUGUCGAGUUCCAUUACAUCAACAAUCCAUACAAUUAUGAUAUACCCGAACGAAAGAUGUAUGAACUUGCAUGUCGUGGUGAAUUACGUCCACUUGAUAGUAUUGUAAAGGACCUUAAAUGUAGUUAUGUAGACAAUGGAGUUCCAUUCUUAAAAAUUGCUCCAUUAAAACUCGAACAAAUAUCUCACGAUCCAUACAUUGUCGUGUAUCACAAUGUCAUGUAUGAUAGUGAGAUUGAAAUUAUUCAGCAAAUGGCAAAGCCGAGAUUUAGGCGCGCAACAGUACAAAAUCACAAGACUGGUGAAUUGGAAACAGCAAACUAUCGUAUCAGUAAAUCAGCAUGGCUGAAAGACUCUGAACAUCAAGUUAUUGCAACCGUUGUACAACGAGUAAAGGACAUGACUGGUCUCUCUAUGGAUACAGCAGAAGAGCUACAAGUUGUAAACUAUGGCAUAGGAGGGCAUUAUGAGCCACAUUAUGAUUUCGCUCGCAAAGAGGAAACAAAUGCAUUUAAAAAUCAUGAAGGUGGCAACAGAAUCGCAACGGUGAUAUUUUACAUGAGUGAUGUUACGUUAGGUGGUGCAACAGUUUUUCCAGCACUACGUACAUCAUUAUGGCCUGAGAAAGGUGCAGCUGGUUUCUGGUUUAAUUUGCGACGUUCAGGACAAGGAGAUUAUAAGACACGACAUGCAGCGUGCCCCGUUAUUGUUGGAUCAAAAUGGGUAUCGAAUAAAUGGAUACACGAACGUGGUCAAGAAUUUAUACGUCCAUGUGCUCUUGAACCGGACCAUGAUAUGGAAUUUUAGACAAACAAAAAAAUAACUUAAAGAAAAAAUUUUAAGAAAAUGAGAUGAAAAACUUUUUUGUAACCCCAAAAGCAACCUGAAUGAACAUAACUGACGAUGAUGAUUUAUAAAUAGAUUAUAGAUAAAAAAUUAAAUUCUUAUAUUUGAUAUCAGCAAAAUAAUUUGAGGUUGAUCAAAUUUCGAGUGAUGUAAGAUUUGAGGCGGCAGUCUUAUCGAUUAUUGGAAAUUUCAUAAAAUGAGUCUCGAUUUGUGUCAAAAUUUCGAAUAUAAAAUUUAUUGCCAUAUCAGUAGGUUUUAGUCAUCAAAAUUAUUUCGCUUAACCGAAUCUGUUCCUGAACAUGCUAUUGAUUAAAAAUAUUGAAGACUGCCUGGAUAUUAAAAAGUACUAUUUUAAACUUUAUGUCACUCAAAAUUUAAUAAUUUUAAGAAUUUUAUACAGGAUGAGAUUUUGCGCAAUCAAUGCCAAUGUCUCGAUGCCAUAUGACAUUUUUUGUAACAUUACCAAAAAGAUACUGAUUUUAUUUAAUAAGGAAAUGAAUAAUAUAAUAAAAUAAAAAAUCUCU
Chironomus riparius is the source of this 2367-nucleotide messenger RNA. The record is from the annotation of a GenBank genome assembly. NCBI's taxonomy places the organism in Eukaryota, Metazoa, Arthropoda, Insecta, Diptera, Chironomidae.